Astyanax mexicanus (Mexican tetra) is the source of this 1805-nucleotide messenger RNA. It is a transcript of the gene hhla2a.1, whose product is annotated as HERV-H LTR-associating 2a, tandem duplicate 1. Gene Ontology annotation, cellular component: external side of plasma membrane. Gene Ontology annotation, biological process: immune response; positive regulation of T cell proliferation; cellular response to lipopolysaccharide. Lineage: Eukaryota; Metazoa; Chordata; Actinopteri; Characiformes; Acestrorhamphidae. The record is from RefSeq and is a predicted model, not a curated record. Bases 372 to 1580 code for a protein of 402 amino acids. The transcript is spliced from 7 exons.
CAGUCCAAUGAUCUUAGAAUGGGGUGUGUGUUUCACUUCCCUCCUCUCUCCGUCUCUGUCAUUCAAACACACCUACUUCUCUGUGCUUCACAGGCAUUGGUUCCUGCUUUCUUUUUUAUCUUUCAGAUGUGACUCUGUGACUGAAUCCACUGUGUUUUUUGGCUCUGGAUUGAGCUCAGGACGUCCAGAUCGGUUUCAUUUCCCACAGCCUGUUCAGUUUACUGCAGGGAACUGUGGAGUCUGAUUACAUCCCAUUGGCAAGAACUUUUCUGAAGAGCUUCUUUCAAUCUCUGUUCAUUCUCCCCUCUCUUCUCUCUCUCUCUCUCUCUCUCUCUCUCUCUCUCUCUCUCUCUCUCUCUCUCUCUCUGCAUAUGCAGCUGUGUGACAUUAUGAAUCGGAGUGCAUCAUGCACACUCAUUGGGGUUUACUCUCUCUUUUGGAUUUUUUCUUUUGUUCAAAGUAAGACUCCAGAUGUCCAUGUGACCUGCACGUACUCUAAAGACUGCUUACUGCCCUGUUCCUUCACUGCCUCUGAUGAUGAGGUAUUUAUUCAGUGGUUCCAGCAGGACGAGCUCAUAUACAGCUCUCAGGAGGACUCAGACGAGGCUGGAGACGACGGCAUUUCACUGUUAACCGACCAGGUGUCCACUGGAAAGGUUUUCCUGCAACUGAAGGACAGCAGUAUCAAGAGCAGAGGACGAUACAAAUGCUUGGUCAAUACCACCAAGACUGUUGAGGAGUCCUUCGUCAUAGUCAAGGUUGAAGCCUCUAUCAGCAGGAUCUCUAUAGAGGACUCCUCCGCUGGGUCAGUGCAGUGCUCCUCACAUGGUGUGUAUCCCGCUCCUGUGGUGACGUGGUCCACAGAGCCGCACACUGAAAACCUGAAGCCAGUUACCCGAAUGAGCGCAGAUCCAGACGGCCUGUACAGUGUAGAGAGCACACUGAAGAAACUGAACCAGAGCUCCUCCCUCACCUACACCUGCAGCAUUACACCCAAAUACAACUCGCCCACAUGGAGGGCCUCACUGCUGCAGACAGAAAUAGCAGGAAAAGUUGGACAAGACCUGACCAUUCCAUGCAUUGCCCCGAAGAAUCUGAGAAACUUUAAUCUCACGUGGACGUUUAGAAAAAAAGGCAAAACUAAAGAUAUUCUGACCUACAACAGCCAAACACAUGUGAUUGUAAACCACUGGGACGAGGAUGCAGAGGUGGAACUGGAUAAGGCUCAGAUGGGAGAUGGAUCUCUUUACUUAGAUGAUUUAGAGCAAUCAAAACAUUCUGGAAAAUAUACCUGUAUAUUCUCAGGGCCAAAAGUCAAAUAUACAGUCCAAACAUCUGUCAACAUUGGUUCCACACAGGCAGUGGCUCAGACAGGAAAGAGUAAGUCUAAUCUGUGGGUGCUGGCGGUGGUGGUGGCUGCGCUGGCUCUUCUUGGUGUCCUGUACUACAUGUACAGAAAAUACAGAAGAAAAUCUAAAAGCUCUGGCCAAGACACAGAGAUGCAGACAGUGCUUAAAGACAAAGGAACAGAUGAGUUACCAGCACAAAACCAACCACUGAACUCCAAAGAAGACUCUUAGCUUUGCAAUUAAACGAAUGAUUUAAGGAUACGAGACACAUUAGAGGACAAACUCAGACACAGAAAGAAAAACCUUUAUAUCAAAGAAUGUGCUAUUUAUUUUAUUCAAUUAUAAUCCGGCUAUGCUAAAUCUUGUUGCACUCUUAUGAAAUAUAUAUGCACUUCUAUUUUGAAAAGAGUUGUAAAAUAAUGUUCAAAACUUUGGAUUAAAAAAUCAUUUGUAUAA